CGAUAGGCUGCGGCGCUCGUUCCGCUCAAGUACGAACAUGACGCCGCUGGGCUCGAGCGCAGUCCGGGCCGAGCGCGAGCGGCUUUGACAAGGAACGGGGCAGGUUCCAGGGAGCGCGCCGGCUCUUCGUUUUUUUUAAUAUUUUUUUAAUAAAAAAAAAAAAAAAAAAACAAAAACAACACUCCUUUUUUAAACUCUGUCUAUGCGAUUUUAUUCAUGUACUAAUUCGGAGGGAAGCCGGUAACCUAAACGUGCUGUGUUGGAAGUGCGAGGGCUGUCGAUCGCCAUUAGAGUUCCGCGGUGGCGUGUGUCUCGUGUAACCUUGUUUCCUAGCCCGGGGAAGACCGCAUUGCCUCAGACUCUGCUCCUUCCUUUAUUUCACGUGUUUUAAUGUUAAGUUCGAGCUGAUAAGACUGACUCUUCUGACGGAGCGACGCCGAACAGGAAAAGCAAACAUGUUUGAAACGAAAGGAAUCCCAUUCAUCCUCCUUGACAUAGCCUGCCUCAUACUCGUGGGACUCCCAUUCGCAACACUCACACUGCUGCACAGUCCAUUCAAACGAGGAUUUUUCUGUAACGAUGACUCGAUCACCUUCCCCCUUAAAGAAGACACCAUUCCCUAUCAGUUGUUAGGUGGGACAAUGAUUCCCUUCACACUGCUUGUUAUGGUCAUUGGAGAGUGCCUUUCGGUGCAUUUUAAGCGCAUCAAAUCAAAGUCGUCCUUCAACAAUAGCUAUGUGGCGUGUGUGUAUAAAGCAGUGGGCACCUUCUUGUUCGGAGCUGCCAUGAGUCAGUCCCUCACCGACAUUGCCAAGUACUCCAUAGGCCGACUGAGGCCACAUUUCUUAGAUGUAUGCAAACCUGUGUGGAGCCACAUCAACUGCACGUCUGGGAACUACAUCGAGAACUUCACCUGCACGGGAGACAAGAUAACGGUCAACGAGGCCAGACUCUCCUUCUACUCGGGCCAUUCCUCUUUCUCCAUGUACUGCAUGUUAUUCCUAGCGCUUUAUGUCCAAGCAAGACUUCAAGCCGAGUGGGCGAGGCUCCUCCGGCCCACAAUCCAGUUCUUCCUGAUCGCCGCCUCCGUGUACGUGGGUCUGUCGCGGGUGUCCGACUACAAGCACCACUGGAGCGACGUCCUCACCGGGCUCAUCCAGGGAGCGCUGAUGGCCGUACUCAUCGUGGCCUUCGUGUCGGAUUUCUUCAAGAGGCCCGUGGAGCCAGAGAAGGGCGAGGAGAUCCCCCACAGCAGUUUACAGGAGAGCCCCACUAAUGGAAACCACUAUGGGAGCGCCCACUGAGGGGGACAGGUGCCGCAGUGGACAGCUUGUGAAUGUAACGCUGCUUUUUGGCUCUCUGGGACCUGUACUGCACGCCUGGAGACUCAACUCACUGUGGACACAUGAUGUCAAAUAUUGCCUUGGCCAGACUGCUAUUGCUACUACCAAAGCCUCCUAUGUAUUGUCACCCACUAAAAAUAUAUAUACCGGGGGAAAAAAAGAACCCUAAUAUACUAAGGGA
Scleropages formosus (Asian bonytongue) is the source of this 1524-nucleotide messenger RNA. It is a transcript of the gene plpp1a, whose product is annotated as phospholipid phosphatase 1a. The record is from RefSeq and is a predicted model, not a curated record. Gene Ontology annotation, cellular component: plasma membrane. The transcript has 6 exons. Gene Ontology annotation, molecular function: phosphatidate phosphatase activity. Lineage: Eukaryota; Metazoa; Chordata; Actinopteri; Osteoglossiformes; Osteoglossidae. Gene Ontology annotation, biological process: phospholipid metabolic process; signal transduction; phospholipid dephosphorylation. Bases 456 to 1304 code for a protein of 282 amino acids.